AUGUCAGUGUCCCGUCUUAUUGACAAAGUUUUGGUUGCCAACCGAGGUGAGAUAGCAUGCCGAGUGAUCAGAACAGCCCGGAAGAUGGGCAUCCGCUCUGUGGCUGUCUACAGUGAAGCUGACCGUAACUCAAUGCAUGUUGCCAUGGCUGAUGAAGCAUACCACAUUGGACCAGCUGCUUCCCAACUUAGCUACCUUCAACAUGGAAAGAUCUUACAAAUUGCCAAAACAACUGGGGCUCAGGCUAUCCAUCCAGGUUAUGGCUUCUUAUCAGAAAAUGCUGAGUUUGCAGAGCAGUGCGAAAGUGAAGGAAUUACUUUCAUUGGUCCCCCAGCCACUGCCAUCCGAGAUAUGGGAAUUAAAAGUACAUCAAAAACAAUUAUGUCUAAGGCUGGAGUUCCUGUGAUUGAAGGUUACCAUGGUGAAGAUCAGUCUGACAGUCGUCUAAAAGAAGAAGCUGCCAAAAUUGGUUACCCUGUCAUGAUUAAAGCUGUUCGUGGAGGAGGAGGAAAAGGAAUGAGAAUAUCUAUGAGUCCAGAAGAUUUUGAUCAACAGUUGGAAUCUGCUCGCAGGGAAGCCAUGAAAUCUUUUGCUGAUGAUGUAAUGUUGUUAGAAAAGUUCAUAGUAGACCCAAGACAUGUUGAAGUCCAAGUAUUUGGAGACAAACACUCCAACUAUGUAUACUUGUUUGAAAGAGAUUGCAGCGUUCAACGACGUCACCAGAAAGUCAUCGAAGAAGCUCCUGCGCCUGGAGUGUCUGAAGAAGUAAGAAAAUCAAUUGGAGAGGCAGCAGUUCGUGCUGCAAAGGCAGUUAACUACGUUGGUGCAGGAACUGUUGAAUUUGUAAUGGAUAAAGAUUAUAAAUUCUACUUUAUGGAAAUGAAUACACGUCUUCAGGUUGAACAUCCUGUGACAGAAAUGAUCACUAACACUGAUCUUGUUGAGUGGCAAAUUAAGGUUGCAAGUGGAGAACCGUUGCCAAUGAAACAAAAAGAUUUAGUUUUAAGAGGUCAUGCAUUUGAAGCUCGGAUUUAUGCUGAAGAUCCAGACAAUAAUUUUAUGCCAGGAGCUGGUCCUCUGAACUAUUUAUCCCCACCACAGGCUGAUACUAAUGUACGAAUUGAAACUGGUGUUAGACAAGGUGAUGAAGUUUCCGUUCAUUAUGAUCCAAUGAUUGCCAAACUAGUGGUGUGGUCUCAAAAUCGAGAAGCUGCUUUAAAAAAGCUGAAAUCUAGUCUUUUAGAUUAUCAUGUGAUUGGUUUGAACACAAAUAUCAACUUUUUGGUCAAUCUAACCAAGCACGAUGAAUUUGAGAAGGGCAAUGUGCAUACUAAUUUCAUCCCUUUACAUAAAGAAUCCUUGUUCCCUUCAUCUUCACUCUCCCCAUUGAUAGUCUGCCAAGCAGCUGUAGCACUUCUGAUCUACCAACAUGAGACUGUGAGAAACAAAGGAAUAAAGUCUCAAGAUCCGACCUCACCUUUUACUCAUUGCAUUGGAGCACGAAUUAAUGAAAAUUUAGUGAAGAACUUAAGUUUGAAGGAUGGAGAUGAAAAGAUUGAUGUUCAAUUGGUUUACAACCCUGAUAAGUCUUUCACUGUCCACCACAACGGUCAGCAGUACAAUGUGACUGGCAAGAUGCAACAGGAAGAGGACAGGAACCGACUUGUAUGUUGCAUCGAUGGCAACAUUACUUCCAGCUUUGUAAUAUUCCAGAAUGAUAGUGUGCACCUCUUCAAUGUUGAUGGAUAUAGUCAGUUAAAUAUUCCUCUACCCAAAUUUAUGGAAUCAGGUAGUGCAGAAUCGACAGGGAAAGCUGCUGUAUCUCCUAUGCCUGGGGUCAUUGAAAAGCUAUCUGUGUCUCCUGGGGAUAAAGUUGAAAAAGGAGAUCCACUACUUGUAAUGAUUGCAAUGAAAAUGGAAUUUGUCAUCCGUGCACCCAAGACUGGUGUUAUAAAAGCCUUGCCCUACAAAGUCGGUGAGACAGUACCCAAAGGAGCUGGCCUGGUAGAAUUUGAGGACAAUGCUGAAGAAUCUUGA
Acanthosepion pharaonis is the source of this 2037-nucleotide messenger RNA. NCBI's taxonomy places the organism in Eukaryota, Metazoa, Mollusca, Cephalopoda, Sepiida, Sepiidae. The record is from the annotation of a GenBank genome assembly.